Cuscuta campestris is the source of this 822-nucleotide messenger RNA. The record is from the annotation of a GenBank genome assembly. Lineage: Eukaryota; Viridiplantae; Streptophyta; Magnoliopsida; Solanales; Convolvulaceae.
GCUACUGCUAUAAAAUUUCAAUUUUUUUCUCUUAAAUCUUGGAGGUGUUUCUCUUAAACCUUAUAAUCUUUUAUUCUCAAACUUUUAUUUUCUACAUAUUUAAAACCUACGUAAAGAUGACAAUGAGAUUUGAGAAAAAAAAAUUUAAAAAAAAACAGCAUCAUCGUCAGGAAAAAAAAUUAAAAAAACAUCUACAAUAAUAAUGAUGAGUCUGAGCAUUCCAUACCAUAGAGAAGAGGGUCAAUAACUUUGAUGGGGAAGAAGAUUGUUGGACAUGCUAAACAGAGAGCAGGAGGAAGGCGAAGGCAACUGGAUAAGCCAGCAGCAGCAGUGCCGCCGAGCUCCGCCGACGCCGCCCUCGCCGAACGCCGUAGCCGCCGUCGCCGCUCUUCCUUCCCCGUCGCACGGUAGAUUCGGCUGCAACAGGGAGUGCAGCGGCGAGCUUCUCUCUUUCGAUUUGGUUCCUAAUUCGAGGAAAUACCAAACGGGGCUGCUUGGUCUGGCUUUGGAUUUGGGCAGCCGGGGCGGCUACCGGCGGGGUGCCGGGGUUGUUCCGGCGACUAUGGGGACUUCUCCGGCGGGGGCAGCGGGCCCGAGGGUCGAUUCUUUGGGCUCGAUUUCGCGCAGGUAGGAACACUGAUUUUGAUGGGCAACCCGGAGGGCAGUGAAGUGGUGGUGUGGCGUGGAUGGCUCUUAACUACUUUAAUAAUUAAACCACAUUAUUUUAAUGGAUUUCAUGGACUGUUGGACGUUACUUUGGUUUUAUUAUGCUUCCGCGACGUUUGGACUUGUUUAUUACUCUGAUAAAUUUUGGUUUAGUUU